Molecule: messenger RNA, 11564 nt
Organism: Cuscuta epithymum
Lineage: Eukaryota; Viridiplantae; Streptophyta; Magnoliopsida; Solanales; Convolvulaceae
Source: the annotation of a GenBank genome assembly
GGCAGAUUAAAUGCAACCGGCGCUGGUUUGGUGAAAUUCCGGCGCCGAUUUUGUCCUGGGAUUUUGGGGAUGUUCCGCUACGAAUUUGGACAUGAGUCCUUCACCAAAGUUGUAGAUAAUGAAGUCGUCUAUCCACCAAAACUUGAAUGACGUGAUUUUAUUCAUCCAAUCAAACGUUAUGGCUAAAACACUGAGAGGUAUGCAUCCUGAAAUCCCACCAGCAACAUCUGACUUUGUUGGUUGAUUGAGUCUUGUUCCUUUCAUAUUUUGGCCAUGACGUCUUCAUAACAUUUGUACCUUAUUGAGUUAGCAUUCACAUGAAACUCCAAUCGAGUGAUUUCGAGUUCUAUAGAAUACGUUAUACUCAAAUUAUGGGCAGAACGUCAUUCUCUUGGUCUAAAAAGUCGUUCAUCGCAAUGUUUUAUGCUCUAGCUCUCAUUUUGGGGGUAUUUGCCCAAUUUCUCUUCCUUUCUUCAACAAAUACUUAUAAAUACUUAUGUUAAACACAAGUAAAUAUAACGGCUAUCAGCCUCUCAUCUGGAAAAGUCUCUUCAAGCUCAAACUUUUUGAAUGUCUCCACCACUUCAGUCUCUAGUCUAGAUAGAUGAUCUGCUGCUUGGUUAGCGGUCCCCUUUCGGUCUUUGAUCUCCACAUAGAAUUCCUGCAACAAAAGAAUCCAGCGGAGAAGCCUAGGCCUUGCAUCAUUCUUCUGAAGUAAAUACCUCAAAGCCGCAUGGUCAGUGAAGACAAUUACCUUAGAAAGAAUGAUGUAGGGUCUAAAUUUCUCCAAAGCAAACACAAUAGCCAAAAACUCUUUUUCAGUAGUGGUAUAAUUGAGCUGAGGCCCCGCUAAAGUCUUACUGGCAUAGUAGAUAGGGCGAAAGUGCUUAUCCUUGGUUUGACCCAGGAUAGCCCCAACCACUUGAUCGCUAGCAUCACACAUUAUCUCGAAAAAAUGAAAAAAGAGAGAGAAGCAGCCCAAACCAAGGGGGUUCAUCCAUUCGUUUCACUUUGGAAAUUAACCCCAGCGGCACUAGUUUUUUUCUUCCCCUUCCUGCUCACCUUGCCGCAGAUCAAUUCUGUUCAUUCGAAGCACACCAGAUUAGCUGCACCAGGUUUUCUUCUCUGUUCAUUUUAGUUACAAGCAGCCGCAGGGAAGGAAUUCUUUCUGUUUGUUUCUGAACCAAUCGCAGCAAGCAGAAGUUAGAGACCAAGAAGCAACUUUUCUUCCUUUUCUUUGACAAUCAGCCGCAGCAGAAAGCAAGAGACCAGGAAUGCCUAAACGUCAUUUUCCCUCAAUUCUUUCAAUUCAAUUUACAUUCUAAGUAAUGAUUGUAAGUUCCUGCAUAUUUUACAUUACUUGUUUUCUGUUUUGGAUUGAAUUUUGAAUUGGUAGUCUCCAUCUAGUAAUUUCAGUUUUUUUUUUACUAUUAAAUACUCGUAAACCAGUUUUUUGUUUCUAGCUCCACAUAUGUUUAUUGUGAUGUUAAUUUUAAUCAUGAAUAGCUAAUUUCAUAUAGGGUUUGAAUUGGGGCUAGGGUUCAUGGGUUCUUGAGGGUGUGAAUUUAGUUUUUUUAUCAAUUAAUUUUCUGGAUAAUUGUAUAAGAUUAAUCAUAAUUGUCUAUAUGAAUUUGAUCACCUCAUAUAUGAAUUUCUGGAUUUAAUUCAAUUCUUGUCUAUGAGAAAUUGAGUUAAAUUAGCUCAGGUCUUAUACAAGCAAUCUGACCUUAGAAAUAAGUUAGGAUUGUGAAAUAUUGAUUUAAAUCUUGUCUAUGAGAAUUUAUUUCAUUUUCUUUCCAGGAAUAAUUGAAAGUUAAUUUACUUAAUUCUAAUCCCGAAAGAACACCCAGAACCCGAACCAUCCAAUUUGAACCCUGUUUUACUAUCUAGAAUCAAUUUAAUUUGUUUUUUCUUCCUCUACUUAUUUUUGCACUCGUUGUUAGUUAGUUUUUUUAUUUUAUUUUAUCACCCACAAAUAAUUAUUUGGAAAGAUUACCAUGACUUGUGCUAGCCUGUGAUCACGGAUUGUAUGUAAAAACUUCCUUUUUGCCACUCCUUGAGAGACGAUACUCGUGGUCUGGUUAUUCUUAGGAUUAACCAACUAAAAAAAUACACCGAUCAAAUGGCGCCGUUGCCGGGGAGUGGCACGGUUGUUUGUUAAGUACUUUCUGUGGAAUAGGUAAAAGCAAGCCGGUGAGACUUUCUAUUUUUUGUCUGUUAUUUGUUUGUUGUUUUUGGUAUUUUUUGCACGUGAACUAAGCUGCAGGAACCGGUGUAUGCACACACGUACUCGGGGAACUGAAGGCUUGAUCCCAUUGAAUCCAAACCCCGAGAGUAUUUUGAGAAGAAGAAAAGGAAGGUCAAGAAACAUGGCCGGAGAACAUCAGCCCGCAAGGAGGACAAUGUAUGAACAAAUUACUCCGCAAUUUGCAGAGGUUGAUGGAAUAACCAUGCCGGGCAUUGAAGCUGCAAAUUACCAACUAUCCCCCGGGUUAAUCAAUCUAGCCCAGAGUAACCAGUUCGGAGGGAUGAGACAUGAAGAUGCCCAGACACAUAUGCGUUGGUUCAACCGUCUCUGUCGGACUUCCCGAAUCAAUGGAGUUUCUGAAGCAGCUAACAAACUACUUUUGUUCCCAUUCACUCUAAGGGACAAGGCGCAACACUGGCUCGAUAGCCACACUUUUGCCACCUGGGAUGAAUUAUACCAAGCUUUCAUGAAACAGUACUGCCCAGCAUCCGCAGGAAUCAAAGCCAAGGCAGCCCUCCAGAACUUUAGGCAAGGGAGGAACGAGACAUUGAGUGAGGCAUGGGAGCGGUAUAAGGAGCUCCGAAUUAACUGUCCAUCCAACAUCAUGGAGAGCAUGGACACCAUAUUUCACUUCUACAAUGGGCUGUCCAUUGAGAGCAAAAAGGAGUUGGAUUACUCUUCUAAAACAGGUUCAAUCCUAAGGCUAACAUCAGGAGAAGGUGAAGAACUGAUAGAGACUAUUACCUCAAAUGAGUAGAGGUACUGGUAUGAUGAGCGAAGUGAAAGAGCGCCACAGAAGGCAGGAUUAUAUGAGGUUGAUUCUAGUACAGCUGCUGCCGCAAAACUGGAUGCUCUUGUCCUAAAAUUUGAGAAACUCUAUGAAGCUCAGGCGCAGAACCAAUACCAAGGUGGGCAGGGGAUGAACCAGAGGAGUGUUCGACCAAUGCCAAACCAGAAUCCAGUGAGAGACAUGGUGCUUUCGUGUGAUCAUUGUUUCGGAGCCCACCUGACCAAUUCAUGUCCUCAAUUCUUUGAAGAGCCCAUUUCACCUCAAGAAGUAAAUCUUAUGGAAUAUGCUAAGAAAGGAGAGGGUCCACUAGCACCUCAAUACCAAGGAAACCGAGGUAACUUUGCUGGCUACAACAACCAGAGGAAUAAUUUUCAGAGUGGUGCGAACCAGUGGAGAGAUAAUAAUCGCCAAGGAGGGUACCAACGAGGCCAAGGAAGUGGCAGCAACCAGCCUUAUGUGCCCCCACAUAUCAGACAACAAGAUAAUUCAGCUCAUUCCCAACUAGAUUUGGUGCUUGCAGAGCUGACACGGGCUAGAGAAGAAAAUGAAUUAAGAGAUAAAAGGGCAAGAGAGGAAAAGAUAUUGAUGGAGCAGCGGUUGAGGAACCUUGAGCUGCAACAUGAGCAACGAAUGCGGGAACUAGAGAACAGAUUCUUUGGAGGUCCUUCCGGGAGGCAGUCUGGAAGCCUUCCCAGCACUACAGAGCCAAACCCAAGAGAGCAUGUGAAUGCAAUAAAUCUGCGCAGCGGGAAGCAAGUUCCUGAACCAAUGGUGGAUGCGAAGGAGAGCCAAGCCAAGAAUGUUCCUAGCUGUCCAGGAAAGAGUGCAGAGCCAGUCAAUGUCCCAAAACCUAUUCAAAGACAAUCUGAAGAUGAACUAGAGUUCAAUUCUGAACAGCCAGGCCAGAGAGAGGGCAAGGCAAUCAUCGAGCCGAAUACACUUCAACAAGAGGCCAAGAGGGCUAAUGCACCAGUUGUUCCAUUCCCUGCUCGUGUCAAGAAGGGCGAGGACCGCAAGAGAGAAUACAAGUUUAUGGAGAUGAUUCGCAAACUACAUGUGGAUAUGCCACUCACAGAAGUACUUGCGGAGAUGCCUAAAUAUGCAAAGUUCCUGAAGGACUUAAUCACCAACAAAAAGAGGCUGGAGGAGUACUCUGUGGUUGACCUAAAUGCUGAGUGUUCAGCUGUGGUGACAAAAAUGAUGCCGGAAAAGCUCAAGGAUCCAGGUUCUUUCACCAUACCUUGUUCUAUUCAUGAUUAUGUUUUUAAAAAUGCACUAGUUGAUCUAGGAGCCAGCAUCAACUUGAUGCCAGCUUCUCUUGUUAAUAAGUUGGGACUGGGUGGAAUGAAACCCACUAGGAUGUGUCUUCAAUUAGCUGAUCGCUCUGUUAAGUACCCGAGUGGUAUUAUUGAGGACGUCCUAGUCAGGGUUGGUGAGUUUAUUUUUCCAGUAGAUUUUGUCGUUAUGGAUAUAGAGGAGGAUCGUGGUACCCCUCUUAUUUUGGGGCGGCCCUUCUUGGCCACUGCCCGUGCUAUUAUUGAUGUGUCUGAUGGUUCACUGACUUUGAAAAUUGGAGAGGACACUUGUACUUUUCGACUCUCAGAAGCUAUGAACCACCCCGAGGCACAAACUGAGAGCUGUAAUUUUCUUCAUAUGUAUGAUUGCAUUGAGGAUUAAUUGUUCUGAUGAUACUGCAUGUGGUGAGGUCUUAAAUGUGGGUAUGUGUGAUGAUGAAAUGUUAUCUCAUGAACUUAAAUGCUGUGUUGAUGAUUUGCUAGGAGAAGCCUCUCAAGAGGUUAUAGGUAAUAUUGUUGUUGAUACACCCUCAUCUGAGCAGUUUUCUGAGCUCAAAAGGCUCCCGGAACACCUACAGUACGCUUCAUUGGAUGAUGAGGGCAAACACCCCAUUAUCAUUGCUUCUGAUUUAGAGAGAGAUGAAAAAGAUAAGGUUGUGUCCUUUCUUUAUAAGAGGGUGAGAGUAAUUGUUCUGAUGAUACUGCAUGUGGUGAGGUCUUAAAUGUGGGUAUGUGUGAUGAUGAAAUGUUAUCUCAUGAACUUAAAUGCUGUGUUGAUGAUUUGCUAGGAGAAGCCUCUCAAGAGGUUAUAGGUAAUAUUGUUGUUGAUACACCCUCAUCUGAGCAGUUUUCUGAGCUCAAAAGGCUCCCAGAACACCUACAGUACGCUUCAUUGGAUGAUGAGGGCAAACACCCCAUUAUCAUUGCUUUUGAUUUAGAGAGAGAUGAAAAAGAUAAGGUUGUGUCCUUACUUAGGCGGCGUGAAGGGGCCAUUGCUCGCACGCUAGGGGAUAUUAAGGGGAUCGAUCCUACCUUUUGCACACAUAGGAUUAGCAUUGAGGAAGGGUUCAGCCCGACAGUGCAACCACUGCGCAGGUUGAACCCUAAUUUGAUGGAGUUUGUGAGAACCGAGAUUUUGAGGCUUUUAGAUGCAGACAUUAUAUACCCAAUUUCUGAUAGUAGUUGGGUGAGUCCUAUUCAUAUGGUUCCUAAGAAAGGGGGAAUGACUGCUGUUGAGAAUGACAAAGGGGAGUUAAUACCUACUCGCAUUGUGUCAGGGUGGCGGAUGGUGAUUGAUUACCGAAAACUAAAUGAUGCCACCCAGAAGGACCACUUCCCUUUGCCAUUUAUUGAUCAGCUAGUUGAGAAUUUAGCAGGGCACGGGUAUUAUUGUUUCUUAGAUGGGAUGAGUGGGUACUUUCAGAUUCAUGUAGACCCUAGAGAUCAGGAGAAGACCACUUUUACUUGUCCCUUUGGCACUUUUGCUUUCCGUAGGAUGCCCUUCGGCUUGUGUAAUGCUCCUGCUACAUUUAUGCGUUGUAUGCUAGCCAUUUUUGACAGGUUUAUUGGAGAUUUCAUGGAAGUAUUUAUGGAUGAUUUUUCUGUGUUCGGUGAUACUUUUGACUCUUGCUUAACUAACCUUGACAGGGUGCUUGCUAGAUGUGAGGAGACCCACUUGGCCUUAAGUUGGGAGAAAUGCCACUUUAUGGUCAGGGAGGGCAUUGUUUUAGGGCAUAAGGUUUCUGAAAAGGGAAUUGAGGUUGAUAAGGCGAAGGUCGAGGCUAUAGAGAAACUUCCGUAUCCAACCACAGUAAAAGCCAUCUGUAGCUUUCUUGGGCACGCUGGCUUUUACCGCCGGUUCAUACAGGAUUUCUCUAAGAUUGCCCGACCUUUGACUAAUCUUUUAGGGAAAGAUGUACCUUUUGAUUUUUCACAUGAUUGUGUUGUUGCUUUUGAUACUUUGAAAAGGAAAUUGACUGAGGCUCCCAUUCUUGCUACACCCGAUUGGUCUUUACCUUUCGAGAUAAUGUGUGAUGCUAGCGAUCAAGUGGUUGGGGCUAUCCUGGGUCAAACCAAGGAUAAGCACUUUCGCCCUAUCUACUAUGCCAGUAAGACUUUAGCGGGGCCUCAGCUCAAUUAUACCACUACUGAAAAAGAGUUUUUGGCUAUUGUGUUUGCUUUGGAGAAAUUUAGACCCUACAUCAUUCUUUCUAAGGUAUUUGUCUUCACUGACCAUGCGGCUUUGAGGUAUUUACUUCAGAAGAAUGAUGCAAGGCCUAGGCUUCUCCGCUGGAUUUUGUUGUUGCAGGAAUUCUAUGUGGAGAUCAAAGACCGAAAGGGGACUGCUAACCAAGCAGCAGAUCAUCUAUCUAGACUAGAGACUGAAGUGGUGGAGACAUUCAAAAAGUUUGAGCUUGAAGAGACUUUUCCAGAUGAGAGGCUUCUAGCCAUUCAACACAGUUCAAAGAUGCCUUGGUAUGCAGAUCUUGCUAACUUUCUUGUGGGCAAAGUUGAACCUGCCGGGAUGUCUCGCCACAUGAUUAAGAGAUUGAAGUCUGAAGCCAAGCAUUACUUCUGGGAUGAUCCAUACCUAUUCAAAAUUUGUGCUGACCAAGUUGUGAGAAGAUGUGUACCUGAACAAGAAGGAUAGGAGAUUCUAAUGCAUUGUCAUGCUGGACCCACGGGAGGUCACUUCUCAGGAGAGAGGACUGCCAGGAAAGUUCUUGAUUGUGGAUUCUAUUGGCCCACCAUUUUUAAGGAUGCUCAUGCUUAUGCUUUAGCUUGUGAUCAGUGCCAGAGGACUGGGAACAUAUCCCGAAGAGAUGAAAUGCCACAACACUAUAUUUUGCCAUGUGAAGUGUUCGAUGUGUGGGGAAUUGAUUUCAUGGGCCCUUUCCCGAGUUCGAAAGGGAACAAGUUCAUAAUAGUUGCUGUUGAUUAUGUGUCCAAGUGGGUGGAGGCCCAAGCAUGUUCCACGAAUGACACAAGGGUGGUUGUCCGGUUCUUAAAGAAGUUAUUUGCACGAUUUGGUGUUCCCAGGAUCUUGAUCAGUGAUAGGGGCAGCCAUUUCAGAAGUGACGCUAUGGCCCGUAUCCUUCAGCGAUAUGGUGUUCAACACAGAAGCGGAGUGGCCUACCAUCCCCAGUCUCAAGGUCAGGUUGAAAAUUCAAAUAGAGAAAUCAAGGCAGUAUUGGAAAAGACAGUUGGUCGGUCAAGAAAGGACUGGGCUGAAAAGCUUGAUGAUGCUUUGUGGGCUAUUCGAACAUCAUAUAAGACUCCUGUUGGCACCACACCAUUCAGGUUGGUUUAUGGAAAAUCAUGCCAUCUUCCAGUGGAGGUCGAGCAUAAGGCAUUUUGGGCUCUGAAGAAUGUUGUAUUUGACCUUGAAGGGGCUGGAAAGGAGAGAUUUUAUCAGCUGAAUGAGCUUGAAGAGUGGCGUGCUAUGGCUUUCCACAACAACCAUUUGUAUAAGGAGCGAGUGAAGCAAUAUCAUGAUAGGCACAUCAAGCAAUCCCGCGAGUUUAGAGUUGGAGAUCAGGUGCUGCUGUAUAAUUCUAGGUUGAAGUUGUUCCCUGGGAAACUGCGUUCCAGAUGGUCAGGGCCAUUUACUGUGACUGAGGUCUAUCCGUAUGGCACCAUUGAGUUGCAUGAUCCUGCAAGGGGAAACUUUAAGGUUAAUGGUCAUCAAGUGAAGCUCUAUUAUGGCGAGAAAGUGAGCACUGAAAGGGAGGUUCUUUAUCUUAAGGAGAUUAGCGGCUAAGCAUGAUCUAUCGUCAAGCUAGUGACGUUAAAGAAGCGCUUCUGGGAGGCAACCCACCAUAAAAAAAAAUAGAAUUAGGAGUUUUUGUUUUCUUUUGCACUUUUGUUUCUGUUGUUUUAUGUUUUCAUCUUGUGGUUGUGGGGGUGGAUUUCUUUGCUCUGAAUUACAGGUACGACAUGGAGAUCUUGGACUGCUGGUGGAAGAAGCGCAGCCCUAUGUAGAGGAGCCUCCCAAGGGCUGCCAGUUGGUGUACUUAACAGAAGGUCCAUGAGUGAUAUGAGAGCAAAGCAUUUACUUUUGAGGACUAGAGCGAUGAGACGUCCAAUAGCUAUUUUGGGUGUUUCGGUGGGACAAGAUUCAGGGACUAGAGCGCAGCCAGAACGCGAGCAAGUUCAGGGCAGCAGUCCACACUUCAAAUUAGGCCUCGGGUCACCACACUUCAGAGGACGAACUGUCCAGCUUUAUCCUUCUAGCAUUGAGACCUAAACUAGAGAAGAGUUUUUCUAGCUGGCAUGAACGAGCAAACUGAGAUCAAUACCAAAAGUGCAUCCAUGUCACCAGAAACUCAAUAUGUGCAGCCCUAGUAAAGCAGCCUUUACUAUGUUUACUCAGAAGUUGAGGGAUUUGAUGCACACCACCUGGACUUCCCAUCAUCAGAGUCAUAGAGCCCUCAAAUGCAAACGAGAUCCAAGAGCAAUCAAUCGCAGAGAUUCAAGGUUAUUCAAAGUUUUUCUGGAGGUUAUUCACUGCCGUUUGUCUUGUAUGGUAAUUUGCCAACUUUUACUACGCUGCUAAGAAUGUGUGUUUACUCUCAUAUUACUCCUUUGUUGAUUUGUGUUGAUUGUUAUUAUUCUGACUAUGAUGUGCUGUCGGGAUGAAAAUCAUUUUAUUCUUAACUUGCCCCUAUUAUUUCUGUUUUAAUCUUUUCUUUGACCUCGAGGGCGAUGUCACCCUUAAGUGUGGGGAGGUUUGGUUGUAGUUGGACAUGGCAUUUGGCGAUGAAGUUAUUCUAUCCAAAAACAUUUUGAGGUGCACGAGGAUUUUUCUGGUUUAGCAACGCAACAGAGGUAACUUGUUAAUCUUUAUUUUCUUUUGUAAUCUUCCAUCUCCUCCAUCUUUCUUGGAAAGAAUUAGUAAUGGUGUAAUCAUCGGAGUGGUGUGUAUAUUCUUGGGAAAUGUUGGCAUGUUGGAUGGUUUGAUUUGUGUUGAUUAAAUUCGGUUUUUACUCGUGAUUCACUAGUUCGCAUUAAUAAUUCCUUGACUGGCCAGGUGUUGAAAAUCCUUACUCCGUAAGGAGCUCUGCUUUCUAAGCAUAUCGGGAUAACUUCAUGCUAAGUAGGCAACUGAUUCUUGUAAUGGGGUUACACUUCGUGUGUCGAGAAUUUCAUCCCCGAAAUGGGGCUCUGCUCAUCUCGCGAAUCACCUUGUGUGAGAGUUGAGUACACAGUAAUGAGAUAAACUCCCAGGCCCUAGAGCUUGAAUCAGUCCUGCAAUCCAGAACCUGGUCAACUUUACAUAUUCAAAAAAAAAAAAAGAAUCACGAGUAUUCCGAGUUUUAUCACACAAUUCUUGGGUUUUUCUGGAAUGAUUGGUGGUUUGGAUUUCACACACCUGCACCGUUGGGACCAUCAUGCUUUUCUUUACAUUUUAGUCGGUUGGAGAGGGAUUUUACUUUUGAAAAUAUUGUUCAACAUGUGAAUCUUGGUUUCGUUGUUAAGAAAGAAAAGACCUUGUGCAGUCAUUUGUUUUGGGUGUGAAUGAUUUUUGAACCAGGUGUUACAUGUGAUUAUUUUGUUUUCCGUGGGUUUAAUGCACUGUUGCUUGGGGGCAAGCAACGCUCAAGUGUGGGGAGAUUUGAUAGGCUCGUUCCGUUCCUAUCUUUUCACCCAUAUUUGGGUGUUAAUUUUUUAAUUUUUAUAAUUAACCGAGUGACUAUUGGGGGUUUGAGUGAAAAUUUGCUAUUUUUCGGUCCCGGUGGCAGUCAUAUUGGAAAUAGUAUUUUUUCUACACAAUUUGACAUUUUUGGAGUAAUUUGAUUGUAAAGUUACAUGUUAUUAGCAGUUGUGGUGAGUUGUGAUUUAACAGGCCGAGUUUGCGGUGAAUAUGUUUGGACCGGAUCAUUUAAGGACUGUUUUUGAAGUUAAGUGCAAUCCAAAAUGAAAAAAGAGAGAGAAGCAGCCCAAACCAAGGGGGUUCAUCCAUUCGUUUCACUUCGGAAAUUAACCCCAGCGGCACUAGUUUUUUUCUUCCCCUUCCUGCUCACCUUGCCGUAGAUCAAUUCUGUUCAUUCGAAGCACACCAGAUUAGCUGCACCAGGUUUUCUUCUCUGUUCAUUUUAGUUACAAGCAGCCGCAGGGAAGGAAUUCUUUCUGUUUGUUUCUGAACCAAUCGCAGCAAGCAGAAGUUAGAGACCAAGAAGCAACUUUUCUUCCUUUUCUUUGACAAUCAGCCGCAGCAGAAAGCAAGAGACCAGGAAUGCCUAAACGUCAUUUUCCCUCAAUUCUUUCAAUUCAAUUUACAUUCUAAGUAAUGAUUGUAAGUUCCUGCAUAUUUUACAUUACUUGUUUUCUGUUUUGGAUUUAAUUUUGAAUUGGUAGUCUCCAUCUAGUAAUUUCAGUUUUUUUUUUACUAUUAAAUACUCGUAAACCAGUUUUUUGUUUCUAGCUCCACAUAUGUUUAUUGUGAUGUUAAUUUUAAUCAUGAAUAGCUAAUUUCAUAUAGGGUUUGAAUUGGGGCUAGGGUUCAUGGGUUCUUGAGGGUGUGAAUUUAGUUUUUUUUAUCAAUUAAUUUUCUGGAUAAUUGUAUAAGAUUAAUCAUAAUUGUCUAUAUGAAUUUGAUCACCUCAUAUAUGAAUUUCUGGAUUUAAUUCAAUUCUUGUCUAUGAGAAAUUGAGUUAAAUUAGCUCAGGUCUUAUACAAGCAAUCUGACCUUAGAAAUAAGUUAGGAUUGUGAAAUAUUGAUUUAAAUCUUGUCUAUGAGAAUUUAUUUCAUUUUCUUUCCAGGAAUAAUUGAAAGUUAAUUUACUUAAUUCUAAUCCCAAAAGAACACCCAGAACCCGAACCAUCCAAUUUGAACCCUGUUUUACUAUCUAGAAUCAAUUUAAUUUGUUUUUUCUUCCUCUACUUAUUUUUGCACUCGUUGUUAGUUACUUUUUUUAUUUUAUUUUAUCACCCAAAAAUAAUUAUUUGGAAAGAUUACCAUGACUUGUGCUAGCCUGUGAUCACGGAUUGUAUGUAAAAACUUCCUUUUUGCCACUCCUUGAGAGACGAUACUCGUGGUCUGGUUAUUCUUAGGAUUAACCAACUACGUUUUACUCACUAAAAAAAUACACUGAUCACUCCUUAAGGGUCGUUAUGGCUUUAGUAGCUCACUUUGAUCUUGAGCUGCAUCAAAUGGACGUCAAAACAGCUUUCUUAAAUGGAGAUUUACACGAAGAUGUUUAAAUGAUACAACCAGAAGGUUAUGUUUCUA